CGGACAGAACAAGCCGGCACAUGUCCGGUUUCUAAAGCCCGCGAUGAUUAGCGUGGCCGGACCUCUUCCUCUUGGUCUCGCGUACUCACCAGCGUCAAACCUGACGGUGGAAGGAAACCUCUCCUCGCCGACCACCGACGGCCUCCGUGUCUCCUCCAGCCGGAGCACGUAGCUACGCUAGCCCAUCUUUUCUCUCCUGCUUCGUCUCCCUCCUCCUUGCCCAAUCUGCCGGAACAUGGCGUUGAGCGGAGGAGAUCCGUCCGGAUUCGUCGAUUGCACAAUUCUGCUGCAAUCAGAAAUUGUAGUCGAUAAUAACCCCUCCAAGAGUGUAAAUACCAAAGAGCAGAUUAUUUCUAUUACAGCUGAGAAAACAAGUGCUACUGAUGCGCGUGGCUCUACCUCCUUAGAGUCACCAAAAGGUUCACAGGAGAAGGCUAAUUUUUUGGGAAAAGGUGGAGAACAGCCUUAUGUCUACCAGACCAAUGUGUAUGCACCACAGCCACAGACAGUCUAUUCUGGAGGAUAUAUCAAUCCUUCAGGGCAAUGGGAAGAGUAUCCCUAUUAUGUGAGUAUGGAAGGACUCCAUUCUGCGUCACCUUCAAUCAUGCUAUCUCCUGGGUAUGCGAACAACCCCCAAAUGAUGUAUGGAGCUUAUUCUCCUGUUGCAACUGUUGGAGAGGGCCAGUCCUAUUCCCCUAUGCACUUCCCCUUCUCAAGUCCUUACUAUCAGCCACCGGCUUCUCUUAGUAUGGGAUACUCAAAUUCUAGUACUGGAAUGUCUCAAGGAGACCCUAUGCUUCAGCAAGAGUACUUCCUUCCUGAUGGUCUUCUCUAUUCACCCACAACAGUGUACCACCAACCAUUUGAGUCAUACAACAGAGCGGCAACACAACCAAGCAAUGCUCCGGGAUUAUUUGGGCAAGGGAAUGCACCAUUGGUUUCUGGAAUGCAGCAUGGAUCAAUGUAUAAUUCUGGAUCCUACAAGGCACGCCAACAAGCUAGUAAAUAUGGAGGCAUUACUCCUAAUUGGGGUUCUGCUGGUCGUAGAUUUAAUAAUUUCGACUACAACUCCAGUCAACAAAGGGUGAGCAUGCCAUUCAAUAUCCAGAAUGGUGCGCUGGAGUUUCUGAAUGAGCAAAACCGUGGCCCACGUGCUGCAAAACCAAAGAAACAAGACAGAGACAAUUCUUUAGUAGAUGACAAAAGCGAGAAAACCACUCAACUUAUUGACAGUGAACUGUACAAUUGUCCUGAUUUUGCCACGGAGUACAAGGAUGCGAUUUUUUUUGUAAUUAAAUCAUACACGGAGGACCAUGUACAUAGGAGCAUUAAGUACAAUGUUUGGGCCAGCACAGCUAGUGGCAAUAGAAAGCUGGAUUCAGCUUAUCGUGCGGCCAAACAGAAAGAAGACCAUUGCCGUGUUUUCUUGUUCUUCUCGGUUAAUGGCAGUGGUCAGUUCUGUGGUGUUGCUGAGAUGAUUGGACCUGUUGACUUCGACAGAAGUGUUGAUUAUUGGCAGCAAGACAAGUGGAGUGGCCAGUUUCCUGUGAAGUGGCACAUUAUUAAGGAUGUCCCAAACACCCUACUCCGGCACAUUACUCUUGAGAAUAAUGACAACAAACCUGUAACAAAUAGCAGGGACACCCAGGAGGUCAAGCUAGAGUAUGGUCUCCAGAUGCUAAGCAUAUUCAAGAAUCAUGAGGCCGAGACAAGCAUUGUGGAGGACUUCGACUUCUAUGAGCAACGGGAGAAAGCCUUGAAGGAAAAUAGACGUCAGCAGCAGCCUGGCAGCGCAGAGUCCCUGAAGCCAACAGACGCUAAGGCUGUAGGGAAUUCUGUUACUCAUAUCGCGGACUCAUUUUCUCGGAGUGUCCAGCUGAAAGAAAUUGAGAAAAGUGAUAACAAACUGACAGCUGAUGGUGCCAUCUCAGUGAAUGAUGCACAGACAGCUACCGUCAAGGCCGAAGAAAGCAACGCAAACAAAACUAAAGGUCCUGUGGAGGAGAGCAGUUGAUUUAUCUCCUGCCAUUUACUAGUUUGGAGCAGCUAUGAUUUGAUGCUCGUCAGGAGUUGAGAACGGAAAAAGAUGCCGAUUCGAGUUCAGGCGUGGGCUGCUGCUGCUUCAGUUGUGAACAUCAUAGUCCUUAUUUCGCCUCCACUUAGGUUAUAGUUUCAAUAUCAUAGUUCCAAAAUUCUUGUUCGUAGAUCCUUGCUUCCGUGUUCUUUCUUGUUUUCUUCUCUUUAUUUUUUUACUUGUGUUGUGUCGUGAAUGCUGUUAAGUUUUAGUGGCCUUCUCAACUCCUUUUGGUUUACCCUCUAUCAUAAAUGCUGUCGAGUUUUAGUGGUA
Aegilops tauschii subsp. strangulata is the source of this 2347-nucleotide messenger RNA. Its product is annotated as YTH domain-containing protein ECT2. NCBI's taxonomy places the organism in Eukaryota, Viridiplantae, Streptophyta, Magnoliopsida, Poales, Poaceae. Gene Ontology annotation, cellular component: cytoplasm. The record is from RefSeq and is a predicted model, not a curated record. Gene Ontology annotation, molecular function: mRNA binding. Gene Ontology annotation, biological process: mRNA destabilization.